Messenger RNA from Erythranthe guttata (spotted monkey flower), 1658 nucleotides. It is a transcript of the gene LCD1, whose product is annotated as reticulata-like protein, putative (DUF3411). Gene Ontology annotation, cellular component: chloroplast inner membrane. Lineage: Eukaryota; Viridiplantae; Streptophyta; Magnoliopsida; Lamiales; Phrymaceae. The record is from RefSeq and is a predicted model, not a curated record. Gene Ontology annotation, biological process: plant organ development.
ACGAGCCGCCACUUCUAAAUCAGUAAUCAGUAAUCACACUGAAGUAGUGUUUCACUAGGAAACGACGUCGCUCCGAUCCCGUUUCUGUCAUUCUUUUCUGCACAAGGAAAGAGUGAAGCCACCGCCCGCCGCCAGCAUUUUUGCCACCCGGAGUUAGAAUUGGAGCUAUUAGUUCACUACAAUUUGUCGAUCUUUCAUUAGUUUUUUUUAUUCAGUAAAGGUUGCUUGAUUCUACCAUAAAAAUGGCGGGUUGUUCAUCAAGUAUUAGAAUAUCCCAUUUCAGUAAUUUGCUAAACGACACCGUUUUGUUGAGGUGCACUAGCCCCAACAAGGGUUUCACCUUUGCUAAACUCCAAUGCACCAAUAUCAACAAUAAAAAAAUGCAGAGACUUGUUAUUGUUAAUUCAUUGAAUUCCUCCGGGACCGAGCCUCAAUCGAAUGCAGCAGCAGUGACAACAAUCACUGAACAAGUUGACAUUGAUUUCGUUGCAAAAGAUGAUAAGGUUAUGGAAAUGAAUUACGACUCUGUACCUGAUAGUGAGAAUGGCGGUGGCGGGAAUGGCGGCAAUGGGAAGUUUUCCGGUGGCGGAGGUGGUGGUGGCGGUGGCGGUGGAGGGGGCGGAGAUAAUAGCGGUGAUGACUAUGAAGAAAAGGAGUUUGGGCCGUUAUUGAAAUUCGAGGAGGUGAUUAGAGAAACAGAGGCAAGAGGGGCAAGUCUUCCAGCCGAUAUGUUGGAGGCCGCCAAAACUGUGGGGUUAAGGAAAGUUCUUCUGCUUCGAUAUUUGGAAUUGGAGGGUUCUGUUUGGCCGCUCGGAUUUCUAAUGAGGUCAUGUGGCAUGCUUAGGAACAGAAUGUUGGCCGAUCCUACGUUUCUCUUCAAGAUUGGAACAGAGAUUGUAAUAGAUUCAUGUUGUGCAACAUUUGCGGAAGUCCAAAAGAGAGGGAAUGAUUUCUGGGCAGAAUUCGAACUGUAUACUGCCGAUCUUCUAGUUGGUGUUGUAGUUAAUGUUGCCCUAGUUGGUAUGUUAGCUCCAUAUGCUCGAAUUGGACAACCAUCUUCUUCCCAGGGUAUUUUCGGCCGUAUGAUGAGAGCUUACGGUGCACUUCCUAGCAGUGUAUUUGAAGCAGAAACGCCCGGGUCUAGAUUCUCGGUAAAUCAAAGAAUCGGAACCUAUUUCUACAAGGGAAUUAUGUACGGAUUUGUUGGAUUCGGAUGUGGUAUUAUCGGUCAAGGGAUUGCAAACCUAAUAAUGACAGCCAAGAGGAGCAUUAAAAAAUCGGAGGACGACAUUCCAGUUCCGCCACUUAUAAAGAGUGCAGCUCUUUGGGGUAUUUUUCUGGCAGUGUCGUCAAACACCCGAUAUCAGAUUAUCAACGGGCUGGAGCGAGUAGUCGAAGCAUCUCCAAUGGCGAAGCGGGUCCCACCUAUUGCAUUAGCUUUCACAGUCGGGGUGAGAUUUGCGAACAACGUCUACGGUGGGAUGCAGUUUGUGGACUGGGCUAGGUUGUCUGGUGUACAAUAAAAACAAACUAAAAAGAAAGCAUUCUCGUACUCCUGUCUGAAAAUCUUUAUCAGUGUUUCUUUUGGGGGCAACUAUUUCACCCCCCAUUUUCGGAUAUCUUUUGCUUCUUGAUAAUAAACUGCGUUGACCUGUUUA